CCAUGUCACUCUCCAAGGUCCAAACCCUAGACUUGUGAUUCUCCCCUAACAAAUAAAAUCACCCUUUGCCUCAAUUACUCUGCAUUUUCUCGCACUUCCCCUCGAAACCCCUCUCUUUUUCUCGGCUAAAUCCCCCCUCUCAAACUCUUCCCGGCCGAUUGGAUCUGAGUAUUUUUUAUUAAAACUCUAUCCAGUCCCAUCAAUCCGGAAGAGAGGCCUCCAAUCCUCUGACCCUCCUCAAAUUCUAAGGCUUUUGGAUCUGAAAAGGCUAGGAUUUUCUUGCUCAGUUCGCUAAAGUUUCGGUCUUUUGUUCAAAUUUCUGGUUCUCGGAUUAGGAGUCGUUAUUUUGGAGGAAAAUUGAAGGGUCUUGGGGAGGCAUCGGAGAAAAGGCUGAGCUGCCAAUGCCAUUGUUGGUUUGGAAAUUGGUGAAUUUUUCGGUGAUUUUUGAGAAACCGAAAAAGUUUGAGUUUUUGGAAGUGAGAAGAAGAAGCAUCAAUGUCUUGGGCAGGCCCAGAAGAUGUCUACCUUUCCACUUCUCUUGCUAGCUACCUUGACAAGAAGCUUCUUGUGCUGCUCCGUGAUGGUCGAAAACUUUUGGGGAUACUUCGGUCUUUUGAUCAAUUCGCCAAUGCCGUUCUCGAGGGUGCAUGUGAGAGAGUCAUUGUUGGGGAUCUUUACUGUGACAUCCCCUUGGGUCUUUACGUCAUCCGUGGGGAGAAUGUUGUUCUAAUUGGCGAGCUGGAUUCAGAAAGGGAGGAACUUCCACCACACAUGACUCGCGUUUCAGCUGCAGAAAUUAAAAGGGCACAGAAAGCAGAAAGAGAAGCUUCUGAUCUUAAAGGUACAAUGAGAAAAAGAAUGGAGUUCCUGGAUAUGGAUUAAACGAGUCGCUCGCCCGUCCGCAAAUAUUAUAGCGGCUGCUAUUCAUUCUCUUCUUCUUCCUGUAGUUGGCCGAUGUUCGUAGAUGGUACAUGUCAAAUCUUCGAAAAUUAGAAUUUCAAUCAACAGUUGUUCUAAUUUCUGUCUGUAAUAUUUGGCUGAAUUAGUACAAGUGUCCCUUUGCUUUAAAAGCUUCACCAUUUUUUUGUGGAUUCAAAAGUUCUAGGGAACCCGAAUUUAGUUUGUUCAUAGACCUUUUGACGAAACAAAGAAGAUCAAAGAAGUCUACUGGACA
Malus domestica (apple) is the source of this 1174-nucleotide messenger RNA. Its product is annotated as sm-like protein LSM1B. The record is from RefSeq and is a predicted model, not a curated record. Lineage: Eukaryota; Viridiplantae; Streptophyta; Magnoliopsida; Rosales; Rosaceae. Gene Ontology annotation, molecular function: RNA cap binding. Gene Ontology annotation, cellular component: P-body; Lsm1-7-Pat1 complex. Gene Ontology annotation, biological process: deadenylation-dependent decapping of nuclear-transcribed mRNA.